CGAGGAGGGGCCGCAGCGGUGCCCAUGAGUGUGGGGCCAGAGGGGUCGUUGGAGGUGCAGCUGGCCCUGGAGACUGCUGUCCAGACCCUGGAGAGCAGCAGCGCCCCGGGGCCGGGGCCGGGGCAGGAGCAGAGCCCGAGCGCGCAGGAGCCGCAGGACCCGGCCCAGGCUGCCCGGCUGCCCGCGCGCGUCAGGGAGGUCGUCACCCAACACUUCGCCCAGCCCGAGAGCCCAGCUCAGCUGCCCGCUGCAGAGAUGGCAUCGACGCUGUCGCUUCAGGAGGAGAACCAGCUGCUGCAGCAGGAGCUGUCCCGCGUGGAGGACUUGCUGGCCCAGAGCAGGGCCGAGCGUGACGAGCUGGCCAUCAAGUACAAUGCAGUCAGCGAGAGGCUGGAGCAGGCUGUGCGGCUGGAGUCGGGGGAGCCGGAUGCGAGGGAGCCGCGGGGGCUGGUGUGGCAGAGCGUGGAGCUGCGGAGGCAGCUGCAGGAGGAGCAGGCCUCCUACCGGCGCAAGCUGCAGGCCUACCAGGAGGGCCAGCAGAGGCAGGCCCAGCUCGUGCAGCGGCUGCAGGCCAAGAUUAUCCAGUCCAAGAAGCAGUGCUCGGAGACAGAGCAGCAGCUGCGGGAGAGGUCCGCGGAGCUGGAGCAACAGCGGCUGAGGGAUGCAGAGCACAGCCAGGACCUGGAGAGCGCACUCACCCGCCUGGAGGAGGAGCAGCAGAGGAGUGCCAGCCUGGCCCAGGUGAAUGCCAUGCUCCGAGAGCAGCUGGACCAGGCAAACUCGGCCAACCAGGUGCUGAGUGAGGACAUCCGCAAGGUGACCAGUGACUGGACGCUUAGCCGCAAGGAGCUGGAGCAGCGGGAGGCAGCCUGGCGGCGUGAGGAGGAGUCCUUCAACGCCUACUUCAGCAGUGAGCACAGCCGCCUGCUGCUUCUCUGGAGGCAGGUCGUGGGGGUCCGGCGACUGGUCAGCGAGGUGAAGAUGUGCACGGAGAGGGACCUGCUGCAGCUAGGAGGGGAGCUGGCCCGGACCUCUCGCGCCGUCCACGAGGCCGGCCUGGGCCUGAGUGCAGGGCUGCGGCUGGCCGAGAGCAGGGCCGAGGCGGCGCUGGAGAAGCAGGAGCUGCUGAAGGCCCAGCUGGAGGAGCAGCUGCGGCACAGGGCGCUGCAGGAGAAGGACCUGGCCCAGCUGCAGCUGCAGAGCAACCUGGACAAGGCUGAGCUCAGUGCCAGAGUGACAGAGCUUGCCCUGAUGGUCGAACGCCUUCAGAGCCAGAGUCUGGAGAAGGAUCGAGUCAAUACGGCCCUCACUGAGAAGCUUGAGACCCUGGAAUCCUUGCAGCUCCAGGAAGCGGCGGCUGUGGAGAUGGAUGAGGGUGAGGGGCUGCAGCAGACCCUGAGGGACCUGGCACAGGCAGUCCUCUCGGACAUGGAGAGCGGCGUCCAGCUAAGUGGCUCUGAGCACACAGCGGAAGUGUCUGACGGCAGCCUGCGGGUCCUCUCGGGCACCCACACCCCGUCCCCACCGCGGCGCUGCUCGCCCGGCCCGGGCCGCUCUCCCCGCCGAGGCCCGUCCCCUGCCUUCUCCGACUCCUCCACGCUGGCUCUCAUCCAGUCUGCUCUGCACAAGCGUCAGCUACAGGUCCAGGACAUCCGUGAGCGCUAUGAGGCCAGCCAGGACCUCCUGGGCACCGUGCGCAAACAGCUCCGCGACAGCGAGGGUCAACACCGUGCCUUGGAGGGGCAGCUGCAGUGUCUGAGGGACAAGAUGGACGGGGCUGCCCAGGCCCAGGAGGACGCCCAGCGUGAGGCCCAGCGCCUGCGGAAUGCCGUGGACGUCCUGAGCAGGGAGAAGGACGGCCUGGCCCAGAGCCGGCAGGAGGCCCAGCAGCAGGCUGAGACGCUGAGGCAGGAGCUGGAGAAGCUGCAGGCGGCCCGGGAGGAGCUGCGGCGCCAGCGGGACCAGCUGGAGGAGGAGCGGGACGAUGCCGUCCAGGACAGCGCGCGCACACGCAGGGACCUCGAGCGCAGCCACAGGCAGCUGGAGCAGCUGGAGGUGAAGCGCUCAGAGCUGGCAAAGGAGCUGGUGGAGGUGAGAGAGGCGCUGAGCUCUGCCCUGCUGCAGCGGGACGUGCUCCAGGCCGAGAAGGCCGAGGUGGCUGAGGCGCUGGCCAAGGCCGAGGCUGGCCGAGUGGAGCUGGAGCUCUCGAUGACCAGGCUGAGGGUGGAGGAGGCCUCUCUGCGGGACUCCUUGUCCAAGAUGAGCGCCCUCAACGAGAACCUGGCCCAGGACAAGCUGGCUCUGAACCGCCUUGUUGCUCAGCUGGAGGAGGAGAAGGCUGCCCUGCUGGGCCGCCAGCGGCAGGUGGAGCAGGAGGCCGCCGUGGCCAGGGAGGACCAGGAGCGGCUGGAGCAGCUGCGGCUGCAGCAGGAGGCGGAGCAGCAGGGCCUGGAGGGCUCCCUGAGGGUGGCGGAGCAGGCCCGGGAGGCCCUGGAGCUGCAGCUCCCCACACUGCGCACGGAGCGCUGCCGACUGCAGGAGCAGCUGGCUCAGCUUUCCCGGCAGCUGAGCGGACGGGAGCGGGAGCUGGAGCAGGCCCGGCGGGAGACGCAGCGGCAGGCGGAGGCACUGGAGCGCUCGGCCCGGGAGAAGGAGGCGUUGGCCAGGGAGCGGGCCGGCCUGGCUGUGCAGCUGGCGGCCACCGAGCGGGAGGGCCGGACGCUGGCGGAGGAGGCCACUCGGCUGCGCCUGGAGAAGGAAACCCUGGAGGGCAGCCUGUAUGAGGCGCAGCGGCAGCUGGCCCAGCUUGAAGCCCGCCGGGAGCAGCUGGAGACGGACGGGCAGGCCCUGCUGCUGGCCAAGGAGAGCUUGACAGGGGAGCUGGCGGGCCUGCGGCAGCAGGUGACAGCCACAGAGGAGAAGGCGGCUCUGGACAAGGAGCUGAUGGCCCAGAAGCUGGCACAGGCUGAGCGCGGAGCCCAGGCCUCUCUGCGGGAUCAGCGCACGGCUCACGAGGAGGAAGUUCAGCGUCUCCAGCAAGAGAGGGAGGCGGCGUGGCGGCAGCUGGAGGCAGAGCGAGGGCAGCUGCAGGCCCAGCUGCUGCAGGAGCGGGAGGAGCUGCUGGCCCGGCUGGAGGCCGAGAAGGAGGAGCUGAGCGAGGAGAUCGCAGCCCUGCAGCAGGAGCGGGACGAGGGCCUCCUGCUGGCGGAGAGCGAGAAGCAGCAGGCCCUGUCGCUGAAGGAGUCUGAGAAGACAGCUCUGUCUGAGAAGCUGGUGGGCACCCAGCACAGCCUGGCUGCCGUCUCCCUGGAGAUGGAGAGGCAGAAGCGAGAUGCCCAGAGCCGACAGGAGCAGGACCGGAGCGCCGUGACUGCCUUGACGUCCGAGCUGAGGGAGCUGCGGGCCCAGCUGGAGGAGGCGGCAGCGGCCCACGCCCAGGAGCUGAGGAGCCUGCAGGAGCAGGCCCGGGACCUGGGCAGGCAGCGCGAGUCCAGCCUGCGGGAGGCGGAGGAGCUGCGGAAGCAGCUGCGCCUGCAGGAGGGCGCCCGAGACGCGCUGCGGCGGGAGCUGCAGGAGGCCCAGCGCCAGGUGCGGGAGGGCCAGGACGACCGCGAGGCCCAGCGCCGGGAGGCUGGGGAGCUGCGGCGCAGCCUGGGCCAGGCGGCCGAGGAGCGCGAGGGGCUGCAGCGCUCCAACCAGGAGCUGCGGGCUGCCGUCAAGAGGGCCGAGAGCGAGCGCGUCAGCCUGAAGCUGGCCCAUGAAGACAAGGAGCAGAAGCUUGUGCUGUUGGAGGAGGCCCGGGCGGCCGUGGGCAAGGAGGCCGGCGAGCUGCGGGCAGGGCUGCAGGAGGUGGAGCGCUCGAGGCUGGAGGCGCGGAGAGAGCUGCAGGAGCUCCGGCGACAGAUGAAGACUCUGGACGGUGAAAACGCCAGGCUGGCCCGGGAGCUGUUGGAUCUGCAGGGCCGCCUGGCACUGGGCGAACGGGCAGAAAAGGAGGGCCGUUGGGAGGCCCUCAGCCUCCGACAGAAGCUGCUCAAGGGCGAGGCCAGCCUGGAGGCCCUGAAGCAGGAGCUGCAGGGAGCCCAGCGGAAGCUACAGGAACAGGAGGGUGAAUUUAGGGCCCGCGAGCGCAGCCUGCUGGGCUCCCUGGAGGAGGCUCGCGGCACGGAGAAGCAGCAUCUGGAUCUCAGCCGCAAGCUGGAGCUGAAGCUGGAGGCCGGGCGCGCCGAGGCCGCGGAGCUGGGCCUGCGGCUGAGCGCGGCCGAGGGCCGGGCACAAGGCCUGGAGGCCGAGCUGGCGCGAGUGGAGGCACAGCGGCGCGCCACUGAGGUCCAGCUGGGCGGCCUGCGCUCUGCGCUGCGCAGGGGCCUGGGGCUCGGCCGUGCACCCAGCCCGGCCCCGCUACCCGGCCCUGGAUCCCCUGCCAGGGGCGCGCCUGCGGGAGGAAGCGGGGAAGGGCUCAGCAGCCCCCACCCCUUGGAACAAAGCCCCGGGUCCGAGCCGCCGUCCCCGGGACCUGCCUCCUCCCCGCUGUCUGCAGAUCUGGACCCGGAGUCGGUGCAGGGCUCGCUACGGGAAUUCUUGCAGGAGCUGCGGAGCGCCCAGAGAGAGCGGGACGAGCUGCGGGGCCAGGCCAGCACGCUGCGGCGCCGGCUGAGCGAGGCGGAGGCCGAGAGGGACAGCGCCGCUUCCCGGGCCAGGCAGCUGCAGAAGGCGGUGGCUGAGAGCGAGGAAGCUCGGCGCAGUGUGGACGGGCGUCUGAGCGGGGCCCAGGCCGAGCUGGCUCUGCGGGAGGAGGACGCACGGCGCGGAGAGCGGGAGCGCAGGGCGGCGCUGGAGCAGGUGGCCGCCCUGGAGAGGAGCCUGCAGAGCACCGAGAAUGAGCUCCGAGCCAGCCAGGAGAAGCUCAGCAAGAUGAAAGCCACCGAGGCCAAACUGGAGGGCGACAAGCGGCGCCUGAAGGAGGUGCUGGAUGCAGCCGAGAGCCGCGCCGUCAAGCUGGAGCUGCAGCGCCGCUCACUGCAGGGGGAGCUGCAGCGCUGCCGCCUGGGCCGCAGUGAGUGCGAGGCCCUCGCCCAGGCCCUGCAGGAGCGGGCCGCCUCCCUGCAGACACAGGUGGCAGACAGUGAGACUAAGGCCGGAACGCUGCAGCUGACGGUGGAGCGACUGAGUGGGGCUCUGGCCCAGGUGGAGGAGAGCGAGGGGGCCCUGCGGGACAAGGUGCGGGGGCUGACGGAGGCCCUGGCCCAGAGCGGUGCCACCCUGAACAGCACUCAGGACAAGAACCUGCACCUGCAGAAGACCCUCACCGCCUGCGAGCAUGACCGCCAGGUGCUGCAGGAACGGCUGGAUGCUGCCCGACAGGCCUUGUCUGAGGCCCGCAAGCAAAGCAGCGGCCUCACAGAGCAGGUGCAGACGAUGCGGGGUGAGGUGGCGGACCUGGAGCUGCAGCGGGUGGAGACCGAGGGCCAGCUGCGCCAGCUGCAGGAGGCACUGCAGCGGCGGCAGGAGAGUGAGGCGGCGGCCCUGCGCUUGGUGCAGAAGCUGCAGGAGGAGCGGCGGCUGCUGCAGGAGCAGCUGGGCAGCAUGCAGGGUGCCCUGGCUCAGCUGGAGGCCGAGAAGCGGGAGGUGGAGCGGUCAGCCCUGCGCCUGGAGAAAGACCGGGUGGCCCUCAGAAGAACACUGGACAAGGUGGAGCGGGAGAAACUCCGGAGCCACGAGGACACCAUGCGGCUGAGUGCCGAGAAAGGCCGCCUGGACCGCACGCUCACCGGGGCCGAGCUGGAGCUGGCCGAGGCCCAGAGGCAGAUCCAGCUGCUGGAGGCCCAGGUGGUGGAGCUGGAGCAGAGCCACAGCUCAGCCCAGCCGGAGGUGGAGUUUCCGCGCAGUGCCCAGGUGCAGACGGAGCACACCGUGGAAGCUCAGGAGCGGGCCCAGCGGCAGCGGGUUCGAGGGCUGGAGGAGCAGGUGUCCACGCUGAAGGGUCAGUUGCAGCAGGAGUUUCGAAGGAGCUCGGCACCCCUCUCCCACACUGCUGUCUCCCCCGAGAAGUGAGCCCCCUUUCCAGCACAUGUCUCAGAUUGAACCCACCCCCCGCCUCCCCCGUGGUCAGGACAGGAGAGGGGCCUGAGUCUAGCACAAUCUUCCCAGAGCCAGAGCCUGUGGGACCCCCUAGAGUAUGUUGGGGACAAGGGGCUUCUGCACCACACCCCACCCAGCUACUACCCACAUCUGUGAACCCCCUCCCCACCCUCCACCCCUGGGGAAUUAGCACUGCAGGCUGCACGAGUCCUCCCUGAGUAUGACUGAGGGAAGCCUGGAGUCUAGGCGCUGGUGACCCCCUGGACAACAGGCCCGUGUGACAGAGGAGGGGGUGUCUCAGGCCCUGGUCCCCGCUCUGUCUUCGCAACGGGCCCGUGUGACAGAGGAGGGGGUGUCUCAGGCCCUGGUCCCCGCUCUGUCUUCGCAGUGGCAGACUCUCCACCAGAGAUCAGUGUUUGUCAAGACAUUCCUUAGAGUUCCUGUAUUUUUGUACCUUUUUACAAAGUUCACUGUUGAGAACCGUUUUGUUUUCUUGUAACAAGAAGAUUCCAUUUUUCUAAA
Molecule: messenger RNA, 6603 nt
Organism: Erinaceus europaeus (western European hedgehog)
Lineage: Eukaryota; Metazoa; Chordata; Mammalia; Eulipotyphla; Erinaceidae
Gene: CROCC
Product: ciliary rootlet coiled-coil, rootletin
Exons: 37
Coding region: 25-6054 (2009 amino acids)
Biological process (GO): centrosome cycle
Source: RefSeq, a predicted model, not a curated record